CUUCAUGAUUUUCUGUCGGAUUUUGACUUGCAAUGCUAACCUUAAAUAUUUAUAGUUGUGAUCUUAAGUUAUUGUACAAAGUGCAAUUUAUGUAUUAGUAAUAUAUUUUAAAAUGACAGAGAAAGUGAAAACCAUGAGUCACGUAAAACAUAUUCCAAAGGAUGCCCAAGUAAUAAUGUCAAUUAUGAAAGAUAUGGGAAUUACAGAUUACGAGCCGAAAGUUAUAAACCAGUUGCUUGAAUUUACGUAUCGUUAUGUUACUUGCAUAUUAGAUGAUAGUAGAAUUUAUGCGAAUCAUGCAAAAAAGAAAUUCAUCGAUUUGGAUGAUGUUAGAUUAGCAGUUAAGAUGCAAUUAGAACGUACAUUUACAAAUCCACCACCAAGAGAUGUAUUACUAGAUGUUGCUCGGACAAAAAACAAUAUUCCACUUCCAUUUGUUAAACCAAGUAAUGGUCUCAGGUUACCUCCUGAUAGAUAUUGUUUAAAUGCAACAAAUUAUAAACUAAAAAAUGCAACAAAGAAAGUGGUUGGAAAACCAUUGCAUUCUUUAGUUGGAAAUAAUAUUCAAGGUGGUCAAUCUAAAAUCAAAGUUGAAAGCAAUAAAACUGGUCUUUCUAUUGUCAAAAGACCGGGAACUCUUGCAACGGUUGCUAGAACUCAAACUAUUUCAAUGCCGAAGCCUGUCCUGAAAUUUUCAACAGCCACAGCAGGAGCAGCUACAGUAAAGGCACAAGUAGCUAAGCCAAAAAUACAAAUUUCCUCAGGACAAGCAAUGCCUCCUGUUAAAAUGGAAGUAGAAGAUUCUAUGAAAAGAAAAAGAGAAGAUGACGACUAUGACGUACCAUAAUAAUAAACAAUAAAUGCUAAAU
Messenger RNA from Habropoda laboriosa, 869 nucleotides. RefSeq names its product transcription initiation factor TFIID subunit 9 (gene Taf9). Gene Ontology annotation, biological process: DNA-templated transcription initiation; RNA polymerase II preinitiation complex assembly. The transcript is spliced from 3 exons. The record is from RefSeq and is a predicted model, not a curated record. Gene Ontology annotation, molecular function: transcription coactivator activity; RNA polymerase II general transcription initiation factor activity; protein heterodimerization activity. Gene Ontology annotation, cellular component: SAGA complex; transcription factor TFIID complex. Bases 113 to 847 code for a protein of 244 amino acids. Lineage: Eukaryota; Metazoa; Arthropoda; Insecta; Hymenoptera; Apidae.